GCACAAACACCGACAAUCUCAGUGCUCACCAUCCCGUAUUCACAAGUUCCUCCUUGUCUUCGUCACUUCCUUGCUGAGUUCACCUCGCCCACGUUAUCCGCGUUUCCCGAUCUUUAUUCGCAUUAUCUGUACAAUCAUUACUUGCUACCUAUGGCUGAAGAGCAGCAGCAAAAUUCUCAAGGACAGGAAGACUUUAAGCAAGAGGACAACGCGCCAAUUAACGUCAAGGUUGUAAGCUCAACUGGGGACGAGGUUUUCUUCAAAAUCAAGCGCAACACCAAGUUGAGCAAGCUUCAAGGCGCUUAUGCUACUAAAGUCGGCAAAGACGUGGGCAGCAUUCGAUUUUUAUAUGACGGAGCGAGAAUCAAUGACGACGACACGCCUGCAAGCCUCGACAUGGAGGAUAAUGAUACGAUCGAUGUGAUGGUAGAACAGGUUGGCGGUUCAUCUCCUGCAUAUUUGUACAGUCGUCGCCCUUAAUUGUAUCACUACCGAUUAUUCGCUUUUCUGGUCAAUCUCACACACAUUCAUAUGCAUCGACCGAUACCUUUUGCUCAUUUGGAUGAGCAACCACUUGGCGCUCAGCCGCUCUGGUGAUGAAUGUAUCCACUUCUCUCGCCGCUCAGCGCGUUUUUCGUUGAGUGGUAUAUCGCUGUAGAAUCUUUUCAAUGUGAGGUGUGUCUACUUUAUCUACCUGGGGUGUCGUGAAUAUUACUCUCGCACUCACAAACGAUCUGUACUGUGCAUUGACUCGGAUCUAUUCCACGUCAUAUUUACCCGAGAUUGUCACUUUUUAGGGGGUUACUUAGCGUCAAACCCAGGGCCAAGUACUCGCUGAGCAAAAGCCCCGAUAAUACUGAGUCUCGCCUUCAAGAACCACUUAGAAGUUUGGAAGCUCA
This is a messenger RNA of Suillus paluster, 899 nucleotides long. RefSeq names its product ubiquitin-like protein. Gene Ontology annotation, molecular function: ubiquitin-like protein ligase binding; protein tag activity. The transcript is spliced from 5 exons. The record is from RefSeq and is a predicted model, not a curated record. Gene Ontology annotation, cellular component: nucleus; septin ring. Bases 151 to 480 code for a protein of 109 amino acids. Gene Ontology annotation, biological process: protein sumoylation. NCBI's taxonomy places the organism in Eukaryota, Fungi, Basidiomycota, Agaricomycetes, Boletales, Suillaceae.